CUUCCGGUUCCGUGCGAGUUCUUUGGCCAGUAACCUGUGGUUGUGCACCUUUUUCUAACGACUUUUGUAAACAUCCACAAUUUUUGAUGAAUAAAAAACCCAAGCACAACGUAUUUUUGUAAACAUUUUAUGCAAAAAGGUUUCGGCUGGUGAAAGUCAAAGUGCAAAAUUGGCCCAGAAACAACAAGUAUAGUUCAUAAACUAGUUUCCAACUCGGUUGCAUGUGUGUGUCUGUGUGAGUGGUGUGUGUGUGUGCAAUUGAUUAAACAAAAUAAGGGUAACCUAGGCCAACUGAAAGCGGAGAGACCCCACCAAAGGCAGCGGACUAAAUUGCCAAAUCCGAAUCCGAAUCCGAAAUCCGAGUCCAAGACCCAGUGAGAUGGGCUGCAAUACCAGCCAGGAGCUGAAGACGAAGGAUGGCGCCGCCAUGGACGCGGUUAGCAAUGGCGAACCGGAGCCGAGUGCUCCUCCCCUGGAGGGCGGCGAGUCCUCCAAGUCCUCCGCGGGCAAUCAUUCAAAUCACGCCAAAUCAAAUUCAAUUAUCUCCAAUGGCGAUGCAAAGGCGGCCAACGGGGGCGGCGGCGUGGGCGGGGGGAGUGGCAAGUCGGAAGCAACAAAUGGCAUUGACCGACCCUGCGACAAGGCGGCAAUCACUGAGUUCAACGACGACGACGAGGACGAAGCAAAAGCCGCAACAAAAAUCCAAGCCGUCUUUCGGGGCCACAAAGUGAGAGAAACCAUGAAAAAAUCGGAAACCAAAACUGUGACCAACAACGGCAGUGCCGCCGGUGCCGCUCCAUCGGCAGCAGCCGCCGAGGCAGCCGCAUCCGCGGAGCCAACCAAAGCCGAACUAGAGGCUGAAUUCGAUCCCAACGACAAGGAUCUGUGCCACGCUGCAUUGAAGAUUCAGUCCACUUUCCGUGGUCACUUGGCACGCAAACUGGUCAACAAGGAUGCGCCCGAGGACGAGGACAUCCAGGAGAUAACCAAGAAGGUGGCCGAGGAGCUGGACAUAGACCUAACCGAUCCCGAGCUCAACAAGGCUGCCACCAAAAUCCAGGCCUCGUUCCGCGGCCACAAGACCCGCAAGGAUGCCAAUCCCGAGUAAGGAGCUCGCCAGUUGAAUUUUGUUGGUCCUGGCUGGCCAAGUCACAGAUGAAGCUUAAUUAAUGCAUACAUGUGCAAGUGAAUAAAAAAUUUGGUAAAUUGUAAAUGUGUAAAAGGCCAAUCGAGAUGAGGGCACACAAUUGUAAACUUUUUAGUGAAUAUGUUUUAGCCCAAUGGCAAAAUGGCAAACCCAAAUGAUUCUCAUAAUAAUUAAAUAAACUAAGUCGAGGGCAAAGUUAUAUAUUAUUUGCAAAGCUUUAAUAAAUUAAUAAUGAGAUUAACUUUUGUCGGAUAAGAAAGAUAAUUACCGAAAAAUACUUGCAGCUUGUCUUGUUUAAUUACUAACCUCUAGAAUGGUACAUUUGCGUUGGUUAAUGUUUAAUUAAAUCGUACUUUGGUUUUUGGACUUUCCAAUUAAUCCCAAGGCAGUAACUAAAGCAAAACCAAAAGUAAACUAAAGUUAAAUUUUCAAAGAAAAACCUAAUGUUACAAAAAGAUAAAUAAAAGGCACGAUGUUCCAUAAAAUUUAUUGUAGGAAAAUGCGAAACCAAACAAAAGACAAAUGCAAGGAAAAUGCUGAACAAAUUUUUGGGAAAUCAUUUCCAUUUUGUCUGGCCAAUGCCAAAAGUAAAAAAUUAAUUGUACCUACAUGCGUAUGAACAUGAAUAUGAAGUAAAAACCAAAGAAACUCAA
This is a messenger RNA of Drosophila subpulchrella, 1800 nucleotides long. RefSeq lists its product as uncharacterized. The record is from RefSeq and is a predicted model, not a curated record. NCBI's taxonomy places the organism in Eukaryota, Metazoa, Arthropoda, Insecta, Diptera, Drosophilidae. Bases 380 to 1108 code for a protein of 242 amino acids. Gene Ontology annotation, molecular function: calmodulin binding. The transcript is spliced from 3 exons.